AUGCGUGUCUCGGCUACUAUACUCUCUGUCAUCUUCGCAGCCUCCUCUGCUGUUGCUCUGGGGGACUAUGAACUUAACCUGUGGGAAGGCGCGCACUGCGACGGUCGUAAUGACGCCUCCUUGAUUGCCAAUACGCCCCAGGGCUGUACGAACCAGAAUGUCGAUUUCUAUUCUUUCAAUGGAAAGGGCGGUGGCUGGAACAUUUACGUCUAUGAUCGCAAAGACUGCCAGGGCAGCUCUUAUGGCGUGCCGACAAAUGGUGACUGCGUGAUGGCCGCUCAGUUUAUAAGCCACCCGACUUUCAAGUCCUUUAAGGUCGGUUCUAUCGAUAACAUGAUAACAUAA
Molecule: messenger RNA, 345 nt
Organism: Penicillium manginii
Lineage: Eukaryota; Fungi; Ascomycota; Eurotiomycetes; Eurotiales; Aspergillaceae
Exons: 1
Coding region: 1-345 (114 amino acids)
Source: RefSeq, a predicted model, not a curated record